CACGAGCCUCCGGAGAUGUUCGGCGUGUGUGUGUGAGAUUCCGGCACAUGGAGCUCUGUAGAGCGGAACAUCCUCCGACUGUCAGCGGCUUUUCAGGCUCCAACCGCAGAGGGACGUCCAGCUGCAGCGCCGCACACCGAGCCCCUGCUGGACAAAGCCUCCGCUCGGACAACAAGCCCCAGGAUGGGCACAAAGCGCGAGGCAGUGCGGGGAAACGUGCGGGUUUCCACACAGAAGAGCGGAGAAAGCGCGGGGAUGAUCCACGGAUAAAGUGCGCUUGUGAUAACGGAGUGUUCUUCCCAGAGACAGAGAGAGAAAGUUGAAGAGAGAGAAAGAAGAGACGCUGCUGAGGGAGACGCUGUUUACAGCUGCUGUAGUUGAGUGAAAGCGGCGAUGGGGAUCGAGGAUCUGAGCGUGAGGAACGGACGCGCGGUGUCGGACCGGUGGGCCGACAGCGUGGUGGUGCGACCCCGGACCCCCGAGCGCCACGUCACCGUGCACAAGAGGCUCGUGCUGGCCUUCGCCGUCUCCAUCCUCACGCUCGUGGUGGUGACGGCCGUCGCCGUGACGCUGGCCCUCGGCUUCGAGAAAUGCGGCGGCGGCGGCGAGGACGCGGUCCCGCCCGGUACCGGCUCCAACCGGUCGCGAGACAGAAGUGGCGAACAGAAAGGCGGAGACGUGCAGCCGUGGCGGCGUUCGCGCUUACCGUCCGCACUGCGGCCGCGCCACUACGACCUCCGGCUCUCCGUCUACAUGCACAACUUCACCUUCUCCGGGGAGGUGAGCAUCGAGCUCCAGUGUGUGAACGCCACCAAGUUCAUCGUGCUGCACGCCGACAGCCUGCACGUGGAGAAGGUGGCCGUGUACUCGGACGGUAAGAGACCCGGCGCCAUGAGGAUCCACCGCCACUUCCGGUACCCGCACAACCAGGUGUACGUCGUCGCUCUGCACCGGGAAAUGAAGCCGCUCAGAACGUAUAAGAUCAACAUGACCUUCCAGGCCCAGAUCCAGAACCAGCUGCUGGGGUUCUUCCGGACCUCCUACGUGCUGCACGGAGAGAGAAGGUACGCGGCCGUGACUCAGUUCUCUCCGACUCACGCCAGGAAAGCGUUCCCGUGUUUCGACGAGCCCGUCUACAAAGCCACCUUCAGCGUGACACUGAGGCACGACGCCUCCUACCGGUCCAUCUCCAACAUGCCCAUCGAGUCGUCCGGCCUGGACGAGGACGGCCGGCUGGCCAAUCGGUUCUCCAGGACGCCUCGCAUGUCCACUUAUUACGUGUCCUGGGCCGUGUGUGACUUCGGCUCCCGGGAGACGACGACACGCGGCGGAGUGACGAUACGACUGUUUGCUCGGCUCGAUGCCAUUCAGAGCGGAUCGGGAGAUUACGCCCUGCACAUCACCAAGAGCCUCCUCGACUUCUAUCAGGAUUACUUCAGAGUCACAUACCCCCUGCCCAAACUAGAUCUCCUAGCUGUGCCGAAACACCCGUAUGCGGCGAUGGAGAACUGGGGCCUGAGUGUGUUUGUUGAGCAGAAAAUACUGCUGGAUCCUGAAGUCUCGUCUUUCUCCUACCAGAUGGAUCUCACCAUGGUGGUGGUGCAUGAGAUCUGUCAUCAGUGGUUCGGAGACCUGGUCACUCCAGUGUGGUGGGAUGACGUGUGGAUUAAAGAGGGAUUUGCUCAUUACUUCGAGUACGUGGGGAGCGACUUCCUCUUCCCAAAAUGGAACAUGAAACAGAGGUUCCUGACCGACGUUCUUCAUGAAGUCAUGCUGCUGGACGGUAUGGCGACGUCUCAUCCCGUCUCACAGGAGCUUUUCCACGUCGCCGACAUCCACCGAGUUUUCGACUGGAUCUCCUACAAAAAGGGAGCUGCACUGAUUCGCAUGUUGGCCAACGUCAUGGGACAAACCGCGUUUCAGAGAGGCAUCAAUGAUUAUUUAGUGACGCACGAGUACGGAAACACGGCAAGGGACGACUUGUGGAACUCAUUUUCACAGGCCUUGCAGAGGGAAGGGAAGGUCAUCGACAUAAAGGAGGUGAUGGACGGCUGGACUGUACAGAUGGGCUACCCCGUGGUCACCGUCAGCAAGAACGAGAGCCCGGAGAACACCGUCACCAUCAGCCAGGAGCACUUCCUCUACGACACGGACGCCAAGAUCCACCACCGUCAGCUUUUUAACAAAAGUUUGCAGUGGCAGAUCCCGCUGAGCCUGGCAUUGGGAAACUUCAGUCACACAUCAUCUGAGUCGCUCAUCUGGAUCUCUAAUAAAACAGAGACGCACCGAGUGGGACGUAUAGGCGAGGAGACGUGGUUGCUGGGCAACAUCAAUCAGACGGGCUACUUCAGGGUGAACUACGACCUCCACAACUGGAGACUCCUGAUCCAGCAGCUGAUGAUCAACCCCACAAUCAUCUCUGUGGGGAAUCGUGCUGGUCUGAUGGAUGACUCCUUCAGCCUGGCCAGAGCCGGCUAUCUCCCUCAGAACCUCCCACUGCAGAUCAUCUGUUAUCUGUCCAAGGAGGACGAGUUCCUGCCCUGGCAUGCUGCGAGCAGAGCGCUGUACCAGCUGGACAAACUGCUGGACCGCACCGAGGACUACAGCCUCUUUAGUAGUUAUGUGUUGAAGCAGGUGGAACUGAAGUAUCAUAAGCUGGACUGGCCAAAGGUGAAAGCGGGCGAAUCCUUCAAGCAGGCCACCUAUCAUACCGAUGAGCUCCAGAGGGAGGUGAUCAUGUUGGCCUGCAGUUUUGGGAAUAAACACUGUCACCGUCAGGCCAUGUCACUCGUCUCUGAGUGGAUCUCCAGCAACAAGAACAGGAUUCCCCCCAGCAUCCGUGACGUGGUGUACUGCACGGGCGUGUCUCUGAUGGACGAGGACGUGUGGGACUUCAUGUGGAUGAAGUUUCAGUCCUCCAGCGCCGUCUCGGAGAAGAAGGUCCUGCUGGAGGCCCUGACCUGCAGCGACAACACCUUCCUGCUCCACAGACUGCUGAACGCGUCUCUAAACUCGGACCUGGUGCCGGAUCAAGACGUGAUCGACGUCAUCGUCCACGUCGGCCGCAACCCACACGCACGCCAUUUAGCCUGGAGAUAUUUCAGGGAGAAGUGGGACGAGCUGAACUCCAGGUUCGGCGAGGCUUUAUUUCUAAACUCCAAAUUAAUCAGCGGAGUGACGGAGUUCCUCAACACGCAGAGAGAACUCGAUGAGCUGAAGGACUUCCUCCAGACGAGCGCCGCCGGAGCUUCCGCGUCUGCGUUCUCCCGAGCGCUGGAGGUCGUCCGGGCCAACGUGAAAUGGCACCAGCUUUACAGAGAGCGCUUCUUCCAGUGGCUGAGGAAAUCCAGCGACGGAUAAAGAUCCAGCUGCCGCCGACGUCUCGGCGUGGAGCCUCCGUCACACGUUUAUCCUUCACCCAUUAACCAGGAGAGCGGAGAAGAGCAACGAGAGCAGACGCCAUCUUACACCCCGAACAUCUGGAAACACGGUGCCUUCUGUUUCCUUCCUAGAAGGAGGAGGAGGAAGUGGAUGGGACUUGCAUGAUGCUUAUUAUCUCUACUCUCCUUCAACUGUUUUCUGGGGGGGGGAGGGGGGGGGGGUUGUUUAAAUGCAUGAAGGACACGAGUGAAUGGGUUUCUUCGCCGCGCAGAAAGCAGCCGGAGGAGAGCAGGGCGUGGCCGUGUGGCCGUCGGUGUAUAAAGCGGUUGUGUUUUGUAACAGAAUGUGUCGUCGGUUCUGUCUCUCAGUGACACGGGAUUUACUGUAUGUCGAGAAGAAAAUGUGUUUCGUGAACGCUGCUAUACCAGGGCUGGUUGUCACGGAGACGGAUCAGAACAAGCUCCAGAUAUUUGUCAGAGGAUGAAGGAUGUGUACAGAAAUUCCUGACUGAAAAUGUAAACAUCACGCAGAUAAAACUCUCCUCAACGCCCGGAAGUUGAUCGUUUUCCUACAGCCGCACGUGCCCGAGUGUGUUAUUCCUCGUUUGUUUAUUAAAGUUCAACACGUCGUACCUUUUUAUCCAUUCAUACAAGUAUAGUCCGAUCUUUUACGUUAUAAACAUCCGUUCUGUCGUUUUUUUUUUUUUCCUCUUCCUCUAAGUACACACAGAGGAGCAGAAGCGUGAACUUCAAGUUGCAGCGUUACCUUCAAAGCGCUGAAACUGGAGACUCCUUCCGUAUACGGUAAAUAUUUGACAGAAAACGGCACCGUAUCAACGCUGUUGCUAUAGAAACCAUGACGCAUUAAUAUAACGAGCGCUUUAAUGUAAACUGUCAGAGCUGCUGUUGUAGAAAACUGCAAAAAAAAAAAACGCCUUCUGACCAAUCAGAAUCCAGAAUGCAGCCGUGGAGUGCUAAUUCUUUUGGCUCGGUGCUGAUCGGUGGUUCCCGUGAGGCCGUUCAAGCUGUUCACUUAUACAAAAAUAAUUCUUCAUUUAAAAAAAAAAAAUGUUUUGUGUGGCAAGAUAGGAAGUAACGAGACAGCUUGAACCGGUCACAUGACUCGAGCGCUGUUAUGACUGGGUCCGAGAUCCGCCUUUAAUUUGUACCGUGUUGACAAAAUGAGACAAAAUAGCUUCUGUGAUCUUGAGGAAAUAAACUCCUUUCUGUCGUAACACCGCUGCUUCCUGUGGAUCUUCUCAAGCUGUAACAUUAUUAUCCGGAACAAAUGGUUUACAAAAAUGUUUAUAUUUACUAUUAAUUCAGUUAAUGGUACAAUUUUCCCACGUUCUUAGAUUCCCAGUCUGAGGUUAAGCUAAUUAACCAGGUGCACACUGAUGACAUCAGACAUCCAGGGGCGAUACUAGGGACUAUAGAGACCUUUACAUGUGGUUCAGGGAUUUCCUCUGGGUUCUCCGGUUUCCUUCCCCAGUCCAAAGACAUGCAUUGUAUGCUGAUUGGCAUUUCCAAAUUGCCCGUAGUGUGUGAAUGUGUGUGUGAUUGUGCACUGCGAUGGGUUGGCACCCCGUCCAAGGUGUCCCUUGAGUUCCCAGGGUGCAUCGAGUUCCCUGGGAUAGGCUCCAGGCUCCCUGCGACCCUGUGUAGGAAAA
Messenger RNA from Ictalurus punctatus (channel catfish), 5050 nucleotides. Its product is annotated as thyrotropin-releasing hormone-degrading ectoenzyme. Gene Ontology annotation, cellular component: cytoplasm. NCBI's taxonomy places the organism in Eukaryota, Metazoa, Chordata, Actinopteri, Siluriformes, Ictaluridae. Gene Ontology annotation, biological process: proteolysis; peptide catabolic process. Gene Ontology annotation, molecular function: peptide binding; metalloaminopeptidase activity; zinc ion binding. The record is from RefSeq and is a predicted model, not a curated record. The transcript has 20 exons. The coding region runs from base 394 to 3360 and encodes 988 amino acids.